Molecule: messenger RNA, 615 nt
Organism: Saccharomycopsis crataegensis
Lineage: Eukaryota; Fungi; Ascomycota; Saccharomycetes; Ascoideales; Saccharomycopsidaceae
Exons: 1
Coding region: 1-615 (204 amino acids)
Biological process (GO): vacuolar proton-transporting V-type ATPase complex assembly
Cellular component (GO): Vma12-Vma22 assembly complex
Source: RefSeq, a predicted model, not a curated record
AUGGACGAUCUAAUAAAGAUUCCGACAGAUGGUUCUUCUCGUAAAGCGACGUCGCAUAUCGAGGAAUAUUUUUCGGUUUUGGACGAAACAUAUCAAUUGACCAACGAAAUCAACAAGAAGGCAUCGGAUGCCUUUUUCUCAUUGACAAGAGCUAAUAUUUCCAGCCACGGGGUAAGAACCAAGAAAUUUGGCCGCGACUUCUACGAUUAUCGUGAUAGAAAAGCAACUUUAACGGUCCUGUGUGAGAAAGAUGGGUGGAAGUUGGUUGAUGGCUUGGAGUUUGAUGAAGCAGCCGUCACCGAAGAAUUAAAGAAAAAUGUCUCUUCAAUUAAAAAGCUGGUGUUAGCGGAUGAUAAUAAAUCAAGAUUGAAAAAUAGAUCAAAAGAAGAAAAAGAGAAGGGGAAAAAGGAUCUCAAGGACGAAAUAUCCAGGCAAGUCGAUGCUAUGAAAUUAGAAUUGAAGAAACAGAAUCCAAUAAGAAUGUUCAAUGGUGGGUUGGUGCCCAAAGAUUUGAACACAACUCAAGAGAGUUUUGCACAACUUAUACAUCUAUUAUUAAAACUUUCAGCCGCAAAAACUAGGCUAAAGGAAAUCCAAUUGUCAAUGAAAUAUUGA